Messenger RNA from Morus notabilis, 1574 nucleotides. Its product is annotated as UPF0301 protein MAB_4928c. The transcript is spliced from 3 exons. The coding region runs from base 273 to 1319 and encodes 348 amino acids. NCBI's taxonomy places the organism in Eukaryota, Viridiplantae, Streptophyta, Magnoliopsida, Rosales, Moraceae. The record is from RefSeq and is a predicted model, not a curated record.
UCGGUUUUGAUAAAAAGCAUAUUCUCUCGCUCUCAUCGCGUCGUUUUCCACAGCCCCUUCUGGUUUUUUCACUCACUUCCCAAUUGGUCUCUUUGUUUAUUUUUCCUCCUCGAUUUUUUUGUUUUUAUAUAUAUAAUUAUAAAUCCGUUACAGAUUUUCUCACCCUUUCCUUUGCUCUCUUCGUCUUCUUCUUCUCCUUUCUUCUCAUUGUGUUCUUGGCGGAGAGAGAGAGAGAUAGAAACUUUCCGUUAGAGUCUAAUUCGGGAGUGGGCAUGGAUCUCUGGUCCGUACAGGUGAAGUACACCGGUAGAAGCCCCCUAUUCCUCAGAAACUCGUUUCCCGAGAAACCCAUUUCUUUGAAUCCGGGAAAGAAAUGGAAUUCUCUUCUGGGUAUUGGCGAAGGGAGGGUCUUCGAGAUCAGGGUCUUGAAGCGUAGGGUUACCUCUUCUGGGCUUCCUUCUUUUGUUGUCAGAGCUAUGGGGAAGAAGAAUCAUGGCAAUUCCUCUUUUUCUGGAAAUGGUGAUCAGUCUACUCCAGAAGGGGAUGGUGGGAGAGGCAGCAAUUCUUCUGAUUCCCAGAACUCCCUUCGUAUAAGCACAGAUUGGAGAGAGGUCAGAGCAAACCUAUUCGCUCGAGAGCAGGCUGAAAAGGCAGAAUCUGACACCCAGAACAAAGGUGAGACAUCCCAUGAAUCAAAGCCUCUUGGCUUGAAGUGGGCUCAUCCUAUUUCUGUACCUGAGACAGGCUGUGUCCUUGUUGCCACAGAAAAGCUCGAUGGGGUUCGCACCUUUGAGAGAACUGUUGUCCUUCUUCUUAGAUCCGGAACCAGGCAUCCACAAGAAGGGCCUUUCGGCGUUGUCAUCAACCGGCCACUGCACAAGAAGAUAAAACACAUGAAACCCACUAAUAUAGAUCUCGCAACCACAUUUUCUGAUUGUUUUUUGCAUUUUGGUGGGCCUCUGGAGGCAAGCAUGUUUCUGCUUAAAACAGGGGGAAGAUCAAAGCUUCCUGGGUUUGAAGAGGUGAUCCCUGGCCUCUGCUUCGGUGCGAGGAACAGUCUUGAUGAAGCUGCAGAACUAGUAAAGAAGGGUGCUCUUAAGCCUCAGGAUUUCAGAUUCUUUGUUGGUUACGCUGGUUGGCAGCUGGAUCAGUUGAGAGAGGAAAUUGAAUCCGAUUACUGGUAUGUGGCUGCUUGCAGCUCAAAUUUGAUAAAUGGCGGUUUCUCAGAUUCUUCAUCAGAAAAUUUGUGGGAGGAAAUUUUGCAGCUAAUGGGUGGCCACUAUUCCGAAUUAAGCCGAAAGCCUAAGCAGGAUAUGUAAUUAAUAAUGUAUCAGCCAUUGCAUGCUCAUAAUAAAACUAAUUAAUUAGUUGAAGCCAGACUGGUAAUUAUGGUAUAUGUGGAGUCAAAUGUACAGAAAGUUUAGUGGUAAGCAGAUCAGUAGAUCUUGUUUCUUUUCUUCCAUUUAUUUCCCUGUUCACUUUGUUUUUCUAUUUCCUUUUUCCUCCUUUUUAAACAAAGAACUUGGCUAUUAUAUACUUCUUGUAUGUAAUAUUCUCAAAGUUAUCUCAUUGAG